AGCGAUUUUCGUCAUGUCGAUGACAACUGUUAAAGUGAGCAAUGUUUCUCUUGGAGCAACCGAGAGAGAUCUCAAGGAGUUCUUUUCCUUUUCUGGCGAUAUUCUAUACCUUGAGACGCAGAGCGAGACUGAGCGGACAAAACUGGCAUAUGUUACUUUCAAGGAUCUGCAAGGAGCUGAAACUGCGGUUCUUCUCUCGGGAGCAACGAUUGUUGAUUCUUCAGUCAUUGUCUCUAUGGCCCCUGAUUACCAACUAUCCCCUGAGGCUUUAGCUUCCUUGGAACCCAAGGACAGCAACAAAUCUCCCAGAGCAGGUGACUCCGUGUUGAGAAAAGCCGAAGAUGUUGUGAGCAGCAUGCUUGCAAAGGGCUUUAUCCUGGGAAAAGAUGCCAUAGCCAAAGCCAAGAGUGUUGAUGAGAAGCACCAGCUAACAUCUACAGCAUCAGCCAAAGUCGCAUCUUUUGACAAGAAAAUCGGUUUCACUGAUAAGAUCAACACAGGCACAGUCGUUGUGGGAGAAAAAGUCAGGGAAGUUGAUCAGAAGUACCAAGUCUCAGAGAAAACUAAAUCAGCAAUCGCCGCAGCAGAGCAGACAGUGAGCAAUGCAGGUUCAGCUAUAAUGAAGAACCGGUAUGUUCUCACAGGUGCCACGUGGGUCACUGGAGCCUUCAACAAAGUUGCUAAAGCUGCAGAAGAAGUUGGACAAAAGGCUAAAGAGAAAGUUGGUAUGGCUGAGGAAGAGGAUAAGAGGAAAGUGGUUGAUGAGUUUGCUAGAGUUCACUUGUCUGAAUCACCAAAGGCAGCUUCAUCAACGCAAGAAGCCGAACAUGAAUCAAAACUCUCUGAAUCUCCUAAAGCAAAGAAAGAAUCUGAACAUCUUGAGCCACAAUCGCAACCACUGCAGCAACAAUCUCCUCCACCUAUGGCUCCAGCUCCGGCUCCUGCUCAACCUUGAGAUAUGCAGACAAGUAAAGACCUUUCUGAUUC
Molecule: messenger RNA, 987 nt
Organism: Arabidopsis arenosa
Lineage: Eukaryota; Viridiplantae; Streptophyta; Magnoliopsida; Brassicales; Brassicaceae
Source: the annotation of a GenBank genome assembly